Salarias fasciatus (jewelled blenny) is the source of this 2451-nucleotide messenger RNA. Its product is annotated as kinesin-like protein KIFC3. Gene Ontology annotation, molecular function: microtubule motor activity; microtubule binding; ATP binding. The record is from RefSeq and is a predicted model, not a curated record. The transcript has 14 exons. NCBI's taxonomy places the organism in Eukaryota, Metazoa, Chordata, Actinopteri, Blenniiformes, Blenniidae. Bases 1 to 2451 code for a protein of 816 amino acids. Gene Ontology annotation, cellular component: microtubule cytoskeleton. Gene Ontology annotation, biological process: microtubule-based movement.
AUGGGCAGCGGAGCGUCGGUCACUGAGGAACCCCAGCCAGAGAGGCUGAGAGGGGGGGGAAGGGAAGCUUCUUCACCUCAAGGACAGCAGAGCAAUGACACCCUGCAGGCAGAUGUGAAGUCAGUGAAUCCCGACAGCCACACUGUGGACAUUCAGUCUUUAACGAGCGAGGAGACCGAAGAGAAGGAAGAAGAGGCAGCGAUGCCACCUAUCUCCAAACCCAAGACCUCCAACCAGCCCACCUCCAACCAACCCAACUCCAACCCCAACACCUCCAACCAGCCCACCUCCAACUCCAACACCUCCAACCAGCCCACCUCCAACCCUAACACUUCAAACCAGAUCAUCUCCAACCCGCCCAUCACUGAAGGAGCAUCAGAGGGUGAAGAAGUGUCUCUGAACUUUGAGAGUUUCCUCCACAACGAUGGGAUUCUCUACAGCUGCUUCUGCCAUCAUGGAAACAGAGUUUAUGUUGACGAGUCUCAGAACCUGCAGCCCUUUCCAAAGGAGUGGUACAACCAGGGUCGCUUCCUCUCCACCAACAGCGAGGCUUCUGAUCAGCUGCAGACUCCAGCCAGCAGCCACUCAGCUGUGAGGGAGGACGACCGAACUGGCAGCAUCUACAUCCAGGGCAAAGGAGCGGUCACCACCUACAUGUUUGAGGAAAGAGUGAAUAUUUGCAGGUUCUGGGAUCCUCAGUCGGGCGUCUGGCUGCUGCUGCCGCUGCAGUGGGAGAUGAACGUGGAGUUUGUCCAAGCUCGAGUCCAGCAGGUCAUGAGUGCUUUACCAGGCCUGCUGGACCAGAAGGAGAUCACAGCGGCUCUCAGACAAUGUAACUACGAUGCUGAGGAGGUCAUCUCCGUCUACCUCACCAUGUUUGGAGAGAUCCUGCUCCAGGCUCCUCCCAGUGGAGAUCACAGCUACACCGACCUCAACUCCUUCAGGGCGCUCUUGGAGAGGGACCGUGCCAUCGGGGAUCUGAUGGAGAAGCUCCAGGUCAAAGAGAAAGAGGCGGACGUCCUCCUCCAGAAGAACAGCUACCUGGUGGGGGAGGUCCGCUACCUGACCGACGCCGUCCAGCACCUCAACCAGAGGGCGGCGGAGCUGGAGGCCGACCGGCAGCAGGCCAGAGAGAAGAUCAGGUCCCUCCUCAACCGCCGGGUCCCCGCCGUCCCCCCGGCCAAGACCGUCGCCAAGCCCAGUCCGGACCCCGCCCAGCUCCUCCAGCUGGGCCGCCUGACCCGAGCACUCAACGUCUCCAGCAAGAAGCUCCGGGCCACGGUUCAGCAGGCGCUGGCCGACAUGAGGAAGCAGCUGGAGCAGCUGAAGGGCUCCGUGGGGGAGCUGGCCCGGGUGGAGCGGGAGGGGGCGGCCGAGGUGGAGGAGCUGCGGUCGCUCUACAGGAGGGAGGCGGCGGAAAGGAAGAGCCUGCACAACAAAGUGCUGGAGCUGCAGGGGAACAUCCGGGUGUUCUGCCGCUGCAGGAGGAGCGACAGAGCCUCCAGCUGUCUGGAGACCGCCGGCGACCAGGAAGUGGUGCUGGUUCAGAAAGGAAGUAAAAAAAAGUUCCAGUUUGACAAAGUCUUCACUCCCAGCAGCUCUCAGGAGGAGGUGUUUUCAGGGAUGCUCCCAGUCAUCACCUCCUGUGUGGACGGAUACAACGUCUGUGUUCUGGCUUAUGGACAAACUGGCUCAGGGAAGACGUACACCAUGAUGGGCAGCAAGGAAAACCCCGGAGUCAACAUCAGGUCUGUACGGGAACUCCUUCACAUCUGUGCGGAAAAGGAGAAGGUGUCCUACACACUGAAGAUGUCCAUGCUGGAGAUUUACAACGAGACCUUGAAGGACCUUCUGACCAAAAGUCCCAACGCUUCACUGGAUAUCCGAGUCCAGGGGAAGUCAGUGGCAGUCCCCGGUCUGACCCAAGUCCAGGUCCAGACCGAGGCCGACAUCCUGGGCGUCAUGGAGAUGGGGGAAAGGAACAGAAAGAUCGCCUCCACCAAGAUGAACACGCAGAGCUCCCGCUCUCACCUGCUGGUGGCGCUGGAGGUGGAGAUCUCAGACAGUGUGUCCGGGCUGACGACUCGCGGGACGCUGACCUUGUGUGACCUUGCUGGAUCGGAACGGAUCUCGAAGACAGAAGCUGAAGGGCAGAGGCUGGUGGAGGCCGCCGCCAUCAACAAGUCACUGACAGCACUGGGACAGGUGUUUGGAGCUCUGAAGUGCAACGCGCUCCACAUCCCCUUCAGAAACUCCAAACUCACUCAUCUCCUGCAGCCCUGCCUCAGUGGGGAUGCCAAAUGUUGUGUGUUUGUCAACGUGAGUCCGGAUGUGAAGGACGUGGUGGAAACUCUCAGCACGCUGCAGUUCGGCUCCACCAUCCGGCAGGUUUCUCUGGGCAGAGCAGCUCAGAACAUCGGACCAGCGAGAGGCGGCAAGACGGCCAAAUGA